AUGUCAGGGUUGCAGGCUGUUUGGCCGUCCGGUACUGAAUGUAUCGCCAAAUACAACUUCCACGGUACCGCCGAGCAGGACCUGCCCUUCAGCAAAGGAGAUGUCCUCACCAUCGUCGCUGUCACCAAGGAUCCCAACUGGUACAAGGCGAAGAACAAGGUGGGCCGGGAGGGUAUCAUCCCUGCUAACUACGUGCAGAAGCGGGAAGGAGUGAAAGCUGGGAUCAAGCUCAGCCUCAUGCCGUGGUUUCACGGGAAGAUCACACGGGAACAGGCAGAGCGGCUGCUGUACCCCCCCGAGACGGGGCUGUUCCUGGUGCGGGAGAGCACCAACUACCCCGGGGACUACACCCUGUGCGUCAGCUGUGAGGGGAAGGUGGAGCACUACCGCAUCAUCUACUCCUCCAGCAAGCUGAGCAUCGACGAGGAGGUCUACUUCGAAAACCUCAUGCAGCUGGUGGAGCAUUACACCACGGAUGCAGACGGACUCUGCACCCGCCUCAUCAAACCCAAGGUGAUGGAGGGGACGGUGGCAGCACAGGACGAGUUCUCCCGCAGCGGCUGGGCCCUCAACAUGAAGGACCUCAAAUUGCUACAGAUCAUUGGCAAAGGGGAAUUCGGAGACGUGAUGCUGGGAGAUUACCGGGGGAACAAAGUCGCCGUGAAGUGCAUUAAAAACGACGCCACAGCACAAGCCUUUCUGGCGGAGGCAUCCGUCAUGACGCAGCUCCGACACAGCAACCUGGUGCAGCUCCUGGGGGUGAUCGUGGAGGAGAAGAGUGGCCUUUACAUCGUCACCGAGUACAUGGCCAAGGGCAGCCUAGUAGACUACCUGCGGUCGCGCGGUCGGUCGGUCCUGGGUGCAGACUGCCUGCUGAAGUUCUCCUUAGAUGUCUGUGAAGCCAUGGAGUACUUGGAAGCCAACAACUUUGUCCACCGGGAUCUGGCGGCGAGGAACGUCCUAGUCUCGGAGGACAACAUCGCGAAGGUCAGCGAUUUCGGGCUGACCAAGGAAGCCUCCUCCACACAGGACACAGGGAAGCUGCCGGUGAAGUGGACGGCACCAGAAGCACUUAGAGAAAAGAAAUUCUCCACCAAGUCGGACGUGUGGAGCUUCGGGAUCCUCCUCUGGGAAAUCUACUCCUUCGGGCGAGUGCCUUAUCCAAGAAUC
This is a messenger RNA of Mesitornis unicolor (brown roatelo), 1170 nucleotides long. It is a transcript of the gene CSK, whose product is annotated as c-src tyrosine kinase. Gene Ontology annotation, biological process: regulation of Fc receptor mediated stimulatory signaling pathway; protein phosphorylation; adherens junction organization. The transcript is spliced from 11 exons. NCBI's taxonomy places the organism in Eukaryota, Metazoa, Chordata, Aves, Mesitornithiformes, Mesitornithidae. Gene Ontology annotation, molecular function: protein binding; protein tyrosine kinase activity; ATP binding. The annotation marks the transcript as partial. The record is from RefSeq and is a predicted model, not a curated record.